This is a messenger RNA of Macrobrachium nipponense, 5119 nucleotides long. Its product is annotated as innexin inx2-like. The record is from RefSeq and is a predicted model, not a curated record. Gene Ontology annotation, biological process: phototransduction. The transcript has 5 exons. Gene Ontology annotation, molecular function: gap junction channel activity. The coding region runs from base 199 to 1326 and encodes 375 amino acids. Lineage: Eukaryota; Metazoa; Arthropoda; Malacostraca; Decapoda; Palaemonidae. Gene Ontology annotation, cellular component: plasma membrane; gap junction.
ACGAGGAAACUGUCCACAGACUCCCUCCCGACGACGCUCGCCUCGCCUCGGGAGUCGGGGUUUCAGCUUGUGCAGGAACUGCGAGUGUUCCCUGUGUCUCUCCCUCCUUUUUUCUCUCUCACUUUCCCGCUCCUUUUAUGACAAUAACAGAGUGCAACGGUGUUUUGUUAUUAGACUAAAUUCAAGCAGAGCUCCGCGAUGCAUGACGUGUUCAAAAAAGUGCAGGGCCUCCUGCACAUAGAUGCCAUCGUCAUCGACAAUAUAAUAUUUCGCUUCCACUACAGAGUGACGAUGGUGGUGCUCAUCACCUUCAGCCUCCUGAUCACGAGCAGACAGUAUUUCGGGGAUCCCAUCGACUGCAUCGUCGACGGCAUCGACAGCAAGCUCAUAGACGUCUAUUGCUGGAUACAUACCACGUUCACCAUGCCCUUGUUCUCUGGGGCCGUCAAAGGUGAGCAGGUGCCGCAUCCGGGCGUGGCAAAUCACUUCCUGACGGAUCAGUACACCAAAGAACUGCAGGAGGCUCAAGAGGGCGAUGCCCUGAUGAAGGCGCCCAUCAGGCAUCACAAGUAUUACCAGUGGGUGGCCCACUUCCUCUUCCUUCAGGCUAUACUAUUUUAUCUCCCGAGGUAUAUAUGGAAGUCCUGGGAAGCUGGUCGCCUCAGGAUGUUAGUCGACCGCCUCAACCAGCCUAUUGUCAAUGCAGAGGUUAAAAGACACAGGAUGAAUACAAUCAUCGGGUACUUCACGUCGAAUCUUCACAGACACAACGUUUACGCCUAUCAGUUCUUCAUUUGUGAAAUUUUCAACUUCAUCAACGUCAUUGGACAGAUUUACUUUACUGACAGGUUCCUAGACUUCGGUUUCCUAACUUUUGGGUCACGAGUGUACGAGCACGAGAGCGCCCGGGAUAGUCGACACGACCCCAUGGAGGAUAUUUUCCCCAAAGUGACCAAAUGCAGCUUCCACAGGUUCGGUCCUUCCGGAUCUAUCGUCCGCCAUGAUGCCUUAUGUGUCCUUCCCUUGAACAUCCUGAAUCAGAAAAUAUUUGCUUUUCUCUGGUUCUGGUUCAUCAUCGUUGCAGUCAUAACGGGCAUUGGACUCCUGUACAGGAUGGCUACAUUUUCCGCCGAUUUUCGACACCUUCUCCUUCGAGGCAGAUCUCGCUUAGCUUCAGCUGAAGAAGUCAAACGUGUGUGUCAAGAAUUUAUGAUCGGGGACUGGUUCCUUGUCUACUUGAUGGCUAAGAAUAUGGACCCAUUCGUUUUUAAGGACUUCAUCAGUGCUCUGGCUCCAAAGAUAACUAAUAAGGUUCAUCAGUCAUGAAUUGACAGGUAACGAACGUGUUUAGGAAGCAACUUAAUUUGAGGCUAUGUGGAGGUUUUGCUUUAAUAUUUUUUUUUAGUAAGAAAUGUAUACAAUUUGUUUUAAGGUCAAUCAAUGAACCUUCGGUUGUAUGUUACCGAAGUCACUUUCUUUAUAACAUCUCUUAGAACAAUAUUUGAAUGGGUAUUUGGCACAAUGUUAAGCUAUGUGGUUUGAUAUAAACAAAAUAUACUUUGAGAUUUCUUCGAUUAGUUAGAAAUGAAGAUCUGACGCGGCACCUGUUCUACAAUGAGGGAUUUUUUGUGGCACGAACAAAAGCUUGAACAGGGAAAUGGAAGAAUUAUAAUGACGACAUCUGAACGUAAACCGAUAUCGAAAAGACGAGGAGAGAAUUAUAAAGGAAAGGUCAAUUAAAUGCAUUGUGGAACCAAUCUUCUUUGUUACAAACCAUUAGCAAAUGUUGAAGAAUGCAACAAUCUUAAAUUCAGGGAGUGAUGGCAGGAAAUACUGGUAAUGAGAACCUGAGCUGAAUUUAAUAAUGCGUCCACUCAAAGGAGCCGACAUGCAAGCUCCCUUUGGAAUAGAAUAAUUCGGGUAAGAACUGCAUAUUCAUCACGACUAAAUGGUAGCGAGAGGAAUUUACACGAUGCCUCAUGACAAUGAGGGAAAUUACGUCGGACUUAUAGAAAGGUAGAAAGUUGCAUCACUUAUUAUAAUAAGGGAAUGUGUAUGUCUCAUGUCAAUGAGGGAAUUAGGAAUGACUUCAGUUUCACUGGAAAUAGAAAUCAUAAUAUCCAUCUUACAACAAUGGCGGGCAUUAUGUCAUUUGCAAUUCCCGAACGGAAUUGCCCAUAAUUUUUUACUGCGAUUUAAGAAUAACAAGUUUCAUGUCACUGGCAGGAAAUUUUUCGAUAGACUCUGGCUAAAAAAGAAACUAUCUUAUUCCUAUGGCAAAGCUAAAAAUUGCAUUGUAACUACGUUCACCUGCUAUGACAAAAAUAAAGAUAAUAAUCAUGAAAUCGUUGACAUUGGGCUUCUACGUGAGUAAAGGCGAUUUCAUCAACCAAAAUUGUUAAUGAGGUUUGAUUUCAAGCGAUGAUGCAAUGGUUGUUUUGCAAUAGAAUGCUUCGUACAUUCUUAAGGCCCAUGAAGUUUGUAGUGAACAAAUUUGCAAAUUAUUAUUGAUGUGUUAACGUGAAUAAAAGAAUAAGACAGGACUGUAUAAAACAGUACGCGUUAGAGGAAAGUGAAUGUGAUUUAUCAUGUCUCAUAGUAAAUUUACAUUUGUGAUGAGGAUAAUUAGUAAAGGAAAUAAUGAAUUUGAGAGGCCGAUUUACUUUGAUGUAGGAAAAGAGUUUCUGAUAUUUUCUAGAAGCCUUAAGAAAAUUCUUUAAGAUCAAUAUAUAUGAUUUACGAUGUAAAUCAUUAUAUACACUGAAUUUAGUUUCCUUUGCAGUUUCAUUUAUUUCCACUUUUAUCCUUUGUGUACGAUGCCAAGGCAACUAACCUUCGUCGUUAUGGGUUAUGUUUGCCCGUGAAGUUGUUUUCACAUCUUGUGAUCUUAUCUUGUCCACUUUAAUUGUAAGGCAGAAAAUUGUACUUAAGUAUAACCCUUGUAUUGGUGCUCUUAGACACGCUUACAUAGUAGGAUUGGUAGUGAUACUGUGACGUUAGCGUAAACCCUUUCUUAGUAUUGAGUGCUUAGUUGCUAAAUGGAGGCCUUAUUUCCAUUAAUAAUAUUGGUUUCUUUUACUUUUAAGCCGUGAAGGAAACAAAUGAUUAGUCUUCGAAGCCUAAAGGGGUAAUCAGAAUUUUGUGACCAGAAGCAGUUCCAAAUAUUAUCCUCAUGAAGUGAGAGGUAGCGUGGUGUCCCCAUAAUGAAGAUUGCCAAGAAAAUUACUUGUAUAUAUAUAUGUAAAGCAACAUCUCCGGUUAAGCCAGGAUGCGAAUACGGUUAAUAACAAUAACCGGCCUUGUUUUCCCCAGUAUUUAAGCUUAUUUACUGGAAGACAGUAUUGGAUGAAUGAUUUUGAAUGAACACAGAGGAAUCAAUAAGUGAAGUGUGCUUUGAUUUUUCUUUAGCAAGCUCCUGCGAAAAUAUGUUUAUUGCCAAAGCAUGUCUUCAUACGAGUGGAAAUAGGCUCUGUUCAUUUUAUGAUCGUUAUUCAGACAACGUAAGAAGGUUCUGUAAUAUCUCAGUGUUAAUCUGAUAUUAUUUAUUUAUGACAUCACUGUAAUGCCACACUAAGAUGUUGGGAGUUUUAUCUUGUUCCUCAAUAGUAUUUGAUUUUUCUGUGGCAGAUUUCAUUCAAGUCAAUCAAGCUGAUGAACUAAUAAAACCUCCUUAAAUAUUCAUUAGUGCUGCAUCUUCAUUCUAAGCAAAAAGGUUAGAUGGUCAAGAAAAAACGCAUUUCAUUUCAAUAUUUCAGUAUUUUGUCUAGACGUUUGUAACUAGUCAUAUUUUUGUCUUUAAAUUAUGGUCAUGCUUAAUUCUAGUGAAUUUAAACUAUGAACAUGCUUAAUUCUGUUGAAACACAUAAAAAUAUAUUGUAGUGAAAAAAAUUACUUCUAUGGUAUUGUAUGAAUUCUUACUAUCCCCAAUAAGAUUGAUGUCAUACUACGAUCUAAUUAUUUCCUUUCACAUCAAACGUUUCCUCCUGAAUUUUGCGAAUAUAUUUUGAAGAAAGCUGGAACACAUAGGAAUGGAUUUUUACCUUACCUGCACUAACAGCGUAACUGUAAAUGAAACAAACCGAAAUCCUUCCGACCGUCAUGACAGAUAUUAACAGAGAAGUGGGUUCAUUGUUCCAUUAGUGGUUCUGGAUUAAGAGAAUAUUGCUUAGCUUAUUUCAAAUGAAGCAGAGGGAUUGCAUUCUCAUGACCCACGGACAGAGGAAUUAAGCGAUUUUUCUCUGCUUUGUAGGUGACCACAGGAAUUUCAGUACCAGAAUAAACACGAAAUGACUCGUGCUUUGAUGAAGAAUUAUCCGUCUUAACAUUUUCAUUCCUGUGGUGAAGUUGACAGUGUGGCCUAACUUUAGGGAUAUUGAGAGUCGGCAGCCGUAUGCUAAUGCUCUUUGUGUUAUGUAUUAGUAGAUGGUUCUGUAUAAUGGUUCAGGAGAUUUUUUAUAUCCUUUGAACGUGGCCCCGUAUAAUCAGCAGGUCAUGCAGCAUUUGUGGGUAGUAACGCAAUGUUUCAAAUGUUUAGGAAUUUAUUAUUUGUUUGAUAUAUGAAUUUCAAGUAAAUCCUCUAAUUUUAAAUACUAUUUGAAUGUACUUUUUAUUUCUUUGUGAGUGAUAUAUCAUAUAAGCAAAAUUAUUCGAGGGAGUAGCAUUAAUAUUGCUGUUAAUUUUGCUUUUUUUUUUUUUUUUUUUUUUGAGGGGGUGGGGAAAUAUCUGUCUACCAGGUUGUGGAGAUUCGGUCUUUUUUUGUUAAAUCUUGAAAAGGAGGCAUUGUCAGUGUGUAAAGAGAAACUUGAUUUAUAUGAUUUUCGUUUUUAGAUAUUUAUUGAUGUAUUUAGGAGGGCUAUUACAGUUACUGACACUUCUGGGGUAGAAUAGCAUGUUACUUCCUUUGAUGUCAGAAGUGGAUUUACAUGCAUUAUUAUCAUACCUUCAUGUGUACACAUUUUGUUAGGAUUAGUGAUAUCCAGUAAUAUCAUACCUCCUCAAUCACUUAUGGUAAUCCUUCUUAAUUCCUCUCUCACAAACUUCGUUUUAGAAGUUCGUCGGAUUUAUUGAUUUGUAAGUCUAUUCUACGAUGAUGAUGAAUAAAAGAUAAGCUUAUAUUGUA